Molecule: messenger RNA, 1123 nt
Organism: Cataglyphis hispanica
Lineage: Eukaryota; Metazoa; Arthropoda; Insecta; Hymenoptera; Formicidae
Gene: mRpL19
Product: 39S ribosomal protein L19, mitochondrial
Exons: 4
Coding region: 138-1052 (304 amino acids)
Biological process (GO): translation
Cellular component (GO): ribosome; mitochondrial large ribosomal subunit
Molecular function (GO): structural constituent of ribosome
Source: RefSeq, a predicted model, not a curated record
CUAUUUAUAAUUUGACAAGUCUAUGGUUGAAAUCGAAUGUGUAUUAAAGAUAAUUUUUUUUAAAGGAUUUAAAGAAAAAUGUUUAAUAUGUUUUAAUAAAUACAAUAUAGACAAAAUAGUAAUAGAAAAUUUUAAAAAUGGUUAUAAUUUCAAGAAUUUUAUCUCGUAGAAACUAUGGUGGGCUACAAACAGCAAAAAUAUUAUACAAUGCAACUAGAAAAAAUACCUCGAUGGUUACUUCAAAUUCGACAGGAGAAUCGCGGAAUAAUGAAAUACCAGAACAAAAUAUUGAGCAAUCCAAAAUAAUUCCAGAUAGAUAUCGAUUUAUUUAUCCAGAAUUCCUACCAGAUCCAGAUCCGACAUAUCGUAAUACACUCAGAGAGAAAUUGGAACGCAUGGAUAUGUUAGCGAGGCGAACGCGUAUAGCAAUACCAGAGUUUUAUGUUGGUUCUAUAUUAGCUGUGACUUAUUCCGAGCCACAUGCUCCUGGAAAAGUCAAUAAAUUUGUUGGUAUAUGUAUAGAGAGAAAAGGAACUGGAUUGAGAUCUGCAUGUCUAUUGAGAAAUGUAGUUGAUAAUCAAGGUAUUGAAGUAUGUUUCGAAUUAUAUGAUCCUGCAAUACAGAAAAUAGAUUGUCUUAGACUUGAAAAAAGAUUGGACCCACAUCUAAGAUAUCUGCGAGAUGCACCAACAGAAUACAGUACUUUUCCCUUUGAUAUGGAAUCAGAAUAUUUGCCAGAAGGAGCACCAGUUCCUGUAAAUAACAUCAAAGUACCACUCAAUAGUUUCCCAUGGUUGGAAAAAUGGGAACGUCAAGAAUUGAAAGGUAUAGAAAUAAACUUUAAAAUAAAUACCAAACGUGUUGCAAAAGCCAAAGCUGCUGCAAAACCAUGGGUAAAAUACGACUUAAUGAAAACAUACAGGGAAACCAUUCCUGAAGAGGAACAAAGUGAAAUAUUUAAUGAAGUGUAUACAAAAUUACAUGAAAUGGAAGUUACUAAACGUAGACUAAAACAUAAACAUACUUUUGUACGUCCACGGAAAACUGGAUAAAUUAUUAUUAUAGUAUUUCUUAAAUCUUAUAAGAAAAUAUAAUAAAAUAAAUAUUAUUUUUUGUUCUUGUA